Messenger RNA from Coregonus sp. 'balchen', 8105 nucleotides. Lineage: Eukaryota; Metazoa; Chordata; Actinopteri; Salmoniformes; Salmonidae. The record is from the annotation of a GenBank genome assembly.
GAGUUCCUAGUCAGCCCGCGUGCGCUGAGGGUGUUAUGGUUGUUCACAUACCAGUUCUGAAUUUCAGCACCACUGACAGUGGGGCUUCCAACCUAAGCACCAAUGUCAGUGAUGGGGACACCUUGGUGCCCCAGGACUCCUUCGGCCUGAACAGGACUGGCCACACAGUGGUGGCAGUAUGUCUUGGGCUCAUUUUGGUCCUGGGAUUCCUCAGCAACCUUCUUGUCCUGCUGAUCUUGGCAAAGUUUUGGUUGCUUUGGACGCCCAUCAACCUCCUUCUGUUGAACAUCAGCGUGAGCGACCUCCUCGUGUGUAUUUUCGGAACUCCAUUCAGUUUCGCGGCGAGUAUCCAAGGAAGAUGGCUCAUUGGACACCAUCGCUGCAAGUGGUACGGUUUCGCCAAUUCGUUUUUCAACAGGCAACAAAAGCCAUAUAGCUUAGGCUACACUAUAGGCUGACCUCAAUGUCAUGUUUUUUUGCAGGGACUAGUUUCUAACUAAUAUUUCUAUAGCCUACGAUUUUAAAGCCUAGAGCUAGGCUACUCUACAUUUUAGUCAUUUAGCAGACGCUCUUAUCCAGAGCAAUUAGGGUUAAGUGCCUUGCUCAAGGGCACAUCGACAGACUUUUCACCUAGUCGGCUCGGGGAUUAGAACCAGCAACCUUUCGGUUACUGGCACAACGCUCUUAACCACUAAGCUACCUGCCGACUUUACUGUCAAACGCUAAUACAAACCCUUCAGAUCAUUAGGCCUACUGCUUGAACAAUUAUUAGAUAAGUCCUCCAGACUCAUUAUGAAAAGUCUGAGCACAAUUCAUUAUCAAUUUAGGAUGGCCUAGCUUAUAUAUAUAUAUAUAUAUAUAUAUAUAUAUAUAUAAUUAUAUUUUAACCACCAUGCCUUCCUGUCGUCUCUGUAACAUUUUAAUUAACCUACAUUUGAAUGUAGAAAUAGUGGAACACUAAUGAAAAACGAUUGCAUAAAGCUUCAGCAGCACGCAUUUAUAUUAAACCUUUAUACGUUCCAUUUGCACUUGAAUGGAAGCUUGAUGUAUUACAUGUAGGACUUUUGCAUAGGACCUUAAAUUAAAAGCAUGUGUGUAAUGUCUUCAUAACCCCAUUAUAAGAGCAGAUUGGCAUUUAUUGUCAUGAAUCUUGCCCUGGAGGGAGCUCUGCAGAGUGGUCACUAGUGGGCAGUCACAGUCAAAAUCGAACCUUAACCACACUGCUAACCCUAAUGCCUAACCUUAAAUUAAGACCAAAAAGCAAAUGUUUUGUUUUCAUGAGCUUUUGAUGUAGUCAAUAUUUUUUAUUUAAUUGAAUCUUAUUUUGUUCUUGUCUAUAACUGUUGUGUACUCUGUCAUGUGUUUUAUGUGGACCCCAAGAGUGUCUGCUUCAUUAACACUUCACUUAUAUAACACUCUCUGUCCCUCCUAGGGAUCGUGUCCCUGGUGUCUCGGUCUAUUCUGUCCUAUGAGCGCUACGCCACUGUGCAGCGGUCCACCAAGGCUAACAUGUCUGACUUUAGGAAGACCUGGCCAUGUGUGGGGGGAUCCUGGCUCUACUCCCUGCUAUGGACCCUUCCUCCCUUCAUGGGCUGGAGCAGCAAUGGACCGGGGAGGGCCGGUACCUCCUGCUCUGUCCAGUGGACCCAGCGCUCCCCGGCCAGUGUCUCCUACGUGGUCUGCCUGUUGAUCUUCUGCCUGCUGCUACCCCUCAUGCUAAUGGUCUACUGCUACGGCAGGAUACUGGUCGCCAUCAGGGGUGUGAGUGGGACUCGGGUGGGGGAAGGGCCACUUUGAAUGCAAUCAAUUCAGAAGUGAAUUGAAGUGUAUGAAUUGAAAAUUGUCCUUUUUCGUUAAUUCAUGAACUGAGUUUAAAUUCUCUUCAGUUAUUUUUUACUAAAUUGACUCCCAACUCAAGAGUGGUGCUGCUACUCAUUGGUGAUUGGCUACAUGGUGUCUGGUGCCUUCUUGGGACUCAUGAUGAAGAUCAUGAGAUUAUGAUGGAGUGUGCACUCUGGUGCUAAUGAAGUGUGUACUCUGCAGCUGGUUACAAAGUAGCACUGCCCGACCAAUCUGUACUGCUCUAGGCUUUAGUUAACAUGACAUGUACAGGACCAGUCAAAAGUUUGGACACACCUACUCAUUCAAGGGUUUUUCUUUAUUUUGACAAUUUUUUUUACAUUGUAGAAUAAUAAUGAAGACAUCAAAACCAUGAAAUAACACAUAUGGAAUCAUGUAGUAGCCAAAAAAGUGUUAAAUAAAUCAAAAUGUAUUUUAUAUUUGAGAUUCUUCAAAUAGCCACCCUUUGCCUUGACAGCUUUGCACACUCUUGGCAUUCUCUCAACCAGCUUCACCUGGAAUGCUUUUCCAACAGUCUUGAAGGAGUUCUGCAUAUGCUGAGCACUUGUUGGCUGCUUUUCCUUCACUCUGCGGUCCGACUCAACCCAAACCAUCUCAAUUGGGUUGAGGUCGGGGGAUUGUGGAGGCCAGGUCAUCUGAUGCAGCACUCCAUCACUCUCCUUCUUGGUCAAAUAGCCCUUACACAGCCUGGAGGUGUUGGGUCAUUGUCCUGUUGAAAAACAAAUGAUAGUCCCACUAAGCCCAAACCAGAUGGGAUGGCGUAUCGCUGUAGAAUGCUGUGGUAGCCAUGCUGGUUAAGUGUGCCUUGAAUUCUAAAUAAAUCACAGACAAUGUCACCAGCAAAGCACCCCCACACCAUAACACCUCCUCCUCCAUGCUUUACGGUGGGAAAUGCACAUGUGGCGAUCAUGCGUUCACCCGCACCGCGUCUCACAAAGACACGGCGGUUUGACCAAAAAUGUGGACUCCAGACCAAAGGACACAUUUCUUGGCCCAAGCAGGUCUCUUCUUCUUAUUGGUGUCCUUUUCUUUGCAGCAAUUCGACCAUGAAGGCCUGAUUCACACAGUCUCCUCUGAACAGUUGUUGUUGAGAUGUGUCUGUUACUUGAACUCUGUGAAACAUUUAUUUGGGCACCAAUUUCUGAGGCUAGUAACUCUAAUGAACUUAUCCUCUGCAGCAGAGGUAACUCUGGGUCUUCCAUUCCUGUGGCGGUCCUCAUGAGAGCCAGUUUCAUCAUAGCGCUUGAUGGUUUUUGCGGCUGCACUUGAAUAAACUUUCAAAGUUCUUGAAAUGUUCAGUAUUGACUGACCUUCAUGUCUUAAAGUAAUGAUGGACUGUCGUUUUCCCUUUGCUUAUUUGAGCUGUUCUUGCCAUAAUAUGGACUUGGCAUUUCACCAAAUAGGGCUAUCUUCUUAAAAUUAACUUUUAAGAAGGCACACCUGUUAAUUGAAAUGCAUUCCAUGUGACUACCUCAUGAAGCUGGUUGAGAGAAUGUUCUAUUAUCCCUUUGCAGUGUGAAUGGAAUAGAAAGGCUACCUGGAUAUAUCUGUCUGGCUGGUUGUGUUCAACAGGCUCCUUGGGGGGUCGGGCCAGGUUGUGUUCAACAGGUCAAUGACCGCUCCUCAGGUUUUUGUGACUCAACUGCGCGCCUCACCGUGCUAACACCGCCCGACAGUGCCACCCCAUGAAUUACCUGGGAGCUAUUUUUAGACUCUGGAAGUAGCCUGUUACUAUUGUUGACAGUCCAGCUAUGUAAGUAGCUAAUUUUCCCUUGGACUGGCCAUAGGGAAAUUCUGGCAAAUGCGUAGCCAACUGAACCUGUCUAAAUUGUUGUUUUUUUUGUGUGCAAAUUAUCAUUAUUUGGCUAAUAAUGGGGGCCCCGAGAGAAGGAACACGAGGAAGAAAAACAACGGUCUGCAUGUCAUCUGUGUUAGAAAUGCCAGGGCCAAUUUCUGGUCCCAUUCCGCCCCUGCGCAGACCUGAUUACUGGCGAAUUCAGGCUUAGUUGAUCCACCAGUCGCCCUCCCAUUCUGAAACUGCCCCCAGGCUUUUCUUAGAAAGCAAGUGCCAGCCUGUGGAGCAGUACCGUCAUCUGAGAGGUGACUUAGGUAACACUUUAUUUGACAUCUAGUGUCAUAACACGUUUAUGACAUGGUCAUAACAGCUGACAUAACCUUUCAUAAUUGUCAUAACACUGUCACAACACAUAUUUAGACAUGUUGUGACAUAUAUUGCAAUAUUUUAUGGCUGGUUAUAAGAGUGUCAAAGUCCACAAAUCCUACCACAAGGCAAACCAUUCCAUUCUACUUGUAAAUAUUUCCCCAAAUGUUCCAUUUUAUUAACAUUGUAAUUGUACACACAUUGAUGUCAAACAUGCCUAGCCCAAUGCUCUGUCGCUGAUGACUGGGAUGAAUGCAAGAGCAGGACAAAACACCCUCUUUGGGACUUAUGACUGACAUACGGUCAUGUACGUGAUAGGCCUAUCUGUCUUAAAUUAUUACCCUUACAGCAACAAAAAAUAUCCUGUGAUUGAUUCCAAAAUAUGGAAAUGGAUAGAAUCUAAGUAUGUUUGUUCACGAACAUUAUUAUUUUAGUCCUCCAUGGUUUUGCUUUAAUAUACAUGUAUACUUAGCACUACCACUAGGGGGAGACAGUCGAACUGUUAGCUGCAGGCUCGCGCCUCGUAUGUUUGAUGAAGAGAAGCAGGAAAAGAAGCACGGUGGGAAAUGUUUAAUUGUCGGUCUCCUUAAUCAUCCUGUUCAGGUUUGUAACAUUUUAUAAGCAUGGUUUCGUUUUUUAAAUCUAGAGAACUCAUCACAGUUUAGAUACAAGUUAUCUCGUCAUUUUGAUGUAUAAAUUAGGUGUUUUGACCGAGUGAAAAACGAGUAAGAUUUUCCCUUCACUUCGUGAGUGUCGCCAAGCUAAGAUAGCUACCUAACUUUGUAAGUCAAUGAGACAAGAUGGCGUCUCUGAUAUUUCGUUUUUGGCUCUUAAAUGUUUUAAUUUGUUUUACAAACGAUGGCUCGUAUUAAGUGUAUUUACAUGAGUACAUAUGAACCACGCUAAUUAUAUAUAUUUUAUACAGUUGCAUUUAAUGGUCGCAUGCUAACCGCUAGCGUUAGUUAACUCAGCGCUAGGCGCUAGCUAGCUUACCAUAUCUAGCUUGUUGUUGUUAGCUGUCCAUGGGUUUUUUGUUAUAUUUAAUACACAGGUAUCUUCUAUAAUUUGUUUGUACAAUUGGCACUGUGUGUGUAUAUAUAGAAUGAAUCAGAUGUACUGUUGCAUCAACAAUGUAUCUGUUGUAUUUGGUUGUUUUGCACACAACCAUCUUUAGUAAUAGGGUAGCUAACGUCAGUUAAACAAACACUAACUAGAUGUAAUGGUAGCUAACUGUUAGCUAGCUAGCUACAUGACUAGUUGAGAGCUAGUGUUAUCUAUGUUAUCAAAACAUUGAGAAUGGGAUUGUAAUGUAUUUGAGAACGUGUGAAAGUGUUUGCUAUUGCCGUAAUAUAUUUGGUAUGAAGUUUUCAUUUUCAACUUUUCUUAGCGGUGUCACUACAUUGCAGCAUGCUCUAUUCUGAUUUCUGUUCUUUACUUAUAUUUUUCAGAGAAAGUAAUGCAUCUGCUGAUUGAUUGCAUCCAGGGGUGGAGGUGAAGACCUGAGGGAGGCCGCAGAAACAAACUUUCAAACAAAAGGAAAGAGGAAACGUCUUUGCAGGGAAAGGCAUUUGAAUAAAUAAUAUGAUUUAGAGUUAAAUCCUUUGUUAUAAGGAAUUCUUUAAAGUUGUUUUUUGAAUAACUUGUAGAAAAUACACUUUAUGACAGUCAUCUAGCAUUAUGACCAUCCUGUGUCAAUUUACCUGGACAAAGAAAAUACACCUUAUGACACUGUCAACAAGCAUUAUGAGCAUCCUGUGUCACUUUACUUGGACUAAGAAAAUACACUUUCUGCUCCUGCAUUCAUCCCAGUCACCAGUAAGAGAGCUUUGGGGUUGGUACAUGUCUGACAUCAAUGUGUGCGCAAUUACAAUGAUACUUUUUUAUGGUCCAUUUCAGAAAAUGUUAUAUAACAUACUGUUUACAAGUAAGCUAUGGUGUAAUGAAAUGGUUUGGCUUGUGGUAGAUUUAGUAGGUUUUGACACUCAUGCAGGUGUCAAUCAGCCAUAAAAUAACGCAAUAUGUCAACAGGUGUAAAUGUAUUAUGACCAUAUUAUGACAGUUAUGUCGGCAGUUAUGACAUGGUUGUGUUAUGACGCUGGGUGUCAAAGUAUUAGCGUGUCUUACAAUCCACCAUGCAAUGACACAUCACACAGAGAAAUAACAUUAAUAUGAAGAGAAUCAGUAUGGGUCAAGGGUGUGAUUAAUUUUUUUAUAUGGUUGGGCCUCGCUGCAGAUCUUAAUUCCAGGCACGCUGUUGGUCGUGAAAGGCUCUCCCAUGGUCUUACAUCACAGGGUGGCUAUUUGAAGUAUCUCAAAUAUAAAAUCUAUUUUGAUUUGUUUAACACUUUUUUGGUUACUACAUGAUUCCAUAUUUGUUAUUUUAUAGUUUUGAUGUCUUCACUAUUAUUCUACAAUGUAGAAAAUAGUAAAAAUAAAGAAACUCUGGAAUGAGUAGGUGUGUCCAAACUUUUGACUGGUACUGUACAUGACCAGCAUUACAAGUGGGUGCUACACAUUGGUAAUAGCAACAAUAAUACAACAGUAUGAUUAAUGAAAAACUUUGCCAGACAAUUUUCUGGCAGUCCAACUCUUCUCCUCUUCCUGUUCCCAGGUGGCUAAGAUCAACCUGCUGUCGGCCCGGAGGCGAGAGCAGCACAUCCUGCUCAUGGUGCUGUCCAUGGUGUCCUGCUACCUGCUGUGCUGGAUGCUCUACUGCGUCAUGGCCUGGUGGUCACCCCCGUGGCCAGCGUGGUGCCCGCCGUCCUGGCCAAGAGCAGCACCGUCAUCAACCCUGUCAUCUACGUGCUGUUCAACAACCAGGUGAGAGGGGGCGCUAGAGGGCAGACCAGAGGGACGAUGGUGGUGUUCACCUGUCGCGUAGCCUUUACAGCAAUGGGGUGCCGCUUAUAUAGCAGCUUAGACAGCCUUCUAUUGCAGCCUGGCAUGUGAGGUCAGGAAGACAAGCACAGACAGCCUUUCAGAGUCCAUACUGUGGAUAUCAUUGAUCGUUUUUAUGUGGCUUGUCCUAUCAUGUUGACAUGUUUUUGCUAAAUACUCUAUUUCAGGUUCGGUGUUGUACAACCUGUGUUCAGUUUCAUAGACAUGAUGACUUUAGCUUGACAGGCUAAUCAUGUCUCUUGUUGUGAGAGCUCGGUUGAUCAAUGGGGGUUCAAGUGCUUGUGACAGCCCACCUGUGUGCCUGUCAGUGAGGAGCAGAGAGGGGCUGGGUGGUGUGACACUGCUAAUGUCCCCACAAGGACUACUGACAGUGACACCCUGGCUCCUGUCAUUGAGGGGACACAGUAUUGUGAGGACACUGACUCCCAGUAAUUACUUUGUGCCUCAUCACCCUCUGCAAUCCUGCCUUCCAGAUGCUACCAAUGACACUUAAGAACAGACCGGCUGACAUAGUUAGUUUGGCAGCUACAAGAGCUCAGGCAAACAGGAUUUAUAGCCACCUUACAUCCCAUCUGUUGUCUCUGGCUGCCCUUGAGCCAAGAAGAGGAGUCAAGUAUCAACACAGACUGGAUAUAAAAAGAACUCCUGUUAAUAGAGAACACACACUAGAAAACUAAAGUUCACUCUGUGCUCUCUUUUCGUGGAGAAGUUGUGUCAAAUGCUAUUGCUUCAGUGUGUGAAAGAAAUUGAUUCUCAAAGUGGUGUGUGUGUGUGUGUGUGUGUCAGUUUUACAGAUGCUUUGUGGCCUUUGUGAGGUGCAGAGGGGAGCCCCAGUCUGUGUAUGGCUUCAACACCCAGCAGAGGGUGGUCCUCUGUAGCUCAGCUGGUAGAGCACGGCGCUUGUAACGCCAGGGUAGUGGGUUCGAUCCCCGGGACCACCCAUACACAAAAAUGUAUGCACGCAUGACUGUAAGUCGCUAUGGAUAAAAGCGUCUGCUAAAUGGCUUAUUAUUAUUAUUAUUAUUAUAGCAGCAGAGAGGAGAACUCUACCCCCGGGACAGCCAUCUCAUGCCCCUCCCUGGCCCCAAAACAGCACUCGCUCGGCUCUCCGCACACACAGAGCUACAGGAACCCCAGCAAUGCCCCCCUGUGCGGUCUGCGGAGUGAGUGGAACACCAUGUCUCUG